AUGACGCCGCGCGCAGGGACCUUUCUCAGCGAAGAGCAGCGAUUCGGCGGUUGGCCCGUCAAUCAUACUAGAAAUGAGACUGGCCCCACUCCGGUCGACACGUCCUACGAGCUAGGAAGCCUCGACGACCGGAUCGCUCGCCAAGUGCGCCAGCAGACAGCGCACCUGGAGGAUGCAGUACUCCACUUUGAGUUGCGGCUGAACAAUCUGCAGGUGCAGCAAAUCAAGCUGUGGACCGACAUGAACAGCUUGCAAGUCCAGCAGAACAAGCUACGAACCGAUAUCAGCAGCUUGCACGUUCAGCAGAACAACCUGCUAAGCGACCAGAACAACCUGCGGAUCCAGCAUGAAGCACUAGAGCAGUACGUUCUUGCUGAGACCUUCUGGUGGAGGAUUCAAAAGGACUUUCUCAAGGCACUAGACGCGGCGAGGCGAAGCAUCCUGGAGACGCAACUCGGCAGGCCACUGGAGGCGUACGACGACUACUAUUCCCUUAUCAAAAUCAACGGAUCUAUCCAGCUUCAUGGAUCCCCGCUCGACGACGCGCUCAAGGCGGGCGAGACUGCGUUCCAGCAAGCAUACGAGGCUGCAAAGACGGUGCUGCGCUCGAUGUCCCUCCAGGUCUUCCCGCAGGCACUCCCGGCACUGGCGUUACGCAAGCUCGUUUGCGGGCCGGUUACCCAAACCCUGGAACGCUGGCACGACACGACUCACUUGCUGGAGCGCAUCGGGCCAGCCCGCGCGCCGUUUAUACUUGAUGACAUCAGGGUCAAGAUUGAAAGUGGCGACCCUUCUUUACGGACUCGCCGGACUUCGAUCGAAUGGUUCUACUUGGCGUAA
Klebsormidium nitens is the source of this 840-nucleotide messenger RNA. NCBI's taxonomy places the organism in Eukaryota, Viridiplantae, Streptophyta, Klebsormidiophyceae, Klebsormidiales, Klebsormidiaceae. The record is from the annotation of a GenBank genome assembly.